This is a messenger RNA of Thalassophryne amazonica, 3050 nucleotides long. RefSeq names its product LIM domain binding 2a (gene ldb2a). NCBI's taxonomy places the organism in Eukaryota, Metazoa, Chordata, Actinopteri, Batrachoidiformes, Batrachoididae. Gene Ontology annotation, biological process: negative regulation of transcription by RNA polymerase II; nervous system development; positive regulation of transcription by RNA polymerase II. The coding region runs from base 181 to 1356 and encodes 391 amino acids. Gene Ontology annotation, molecular function: LIM domain binding. The record is from RefSeq and is a predicted model, not a curated record. The transcript is spliced from 9 exons. Gene Ontology annotation, cellular component: transcription regulator complex; nucleus.
UCCUCCUCCUCCUGCUCCUCCUCGCGCUAUAGCGGAGCAGCGGGCAGGCCAACUCGCAGAGUGCAGCUCAGCCUCGACAGCGCAGCUUCACAGGGCGUCUCGCAGAGCGCCGCGCUCCCAUGUGCGCUGCCGUGCCCGCUGGAUGUUGAAAUCGCGCCGUGCGCCUCGCCAGGAGUCACCAUGUCCAACCCGACCCACGACCCGUUCUACUCGUCUCCGUUCGGACCCUUCUACAGGAGACACUCGCCCUACAUGGUCCAGCCCGAGUACCGGAUCUAUGAGAUGAACAAGCGGCUGCAGGCGCGCACUGAGGAGAGUGACAGUUUAUGGUGGGAUGCCUUUGCCACAGAGUUUUUUGAAGAGGAUGCCACACUCACACUCUCCUUCUGUCUCGAAGAUGGACCAAAGAGAUACACAAUUGGACGGACAUUGAUCCCCCGUUAUUUCAGCACAGUGUUUGAAGGAGGCGUUUCCGAGCUCCACUACAUCCUCAAACACUCCAAGGAGUCCUUCCAUAACUCCUGCAUCACCCUGGACUGUGAUCAGUGCACCAUGGUCACCCAGCACGGGAAGCCAAUGUUUACAAAGGUUUGUACGGAGGGUCGUUUGAUCCUGGAGUUUUCCUUUGAUGAUCUGAUGAGGAUCAAGACAUGGCACUUUACCAUCCGGCAGUACCGAGAGCUCAUCCCCCGCAGCAUCUUGGCCAUGCACGCACAGGACCCUCAGGUGCUGGAACAACUGUCCAAAAAUAUCACUCGUAUGGGCUUGACCAACUUUACCCUCAACUACCUCAGGUUGUGUGUCAUCCUGGAGCCCAUGCAGGAGCUCAUGUCCAGGCACAAGACCUACAACCUCAGUCCCCGGGACUGUCUCAAGACAUGCCUAUUCCAAAAAUGGCAGCGAAUGGUGGCUCCGCCAGCUGGACAUCCACAGAACUUCAAAACGGAAAUAUUUCCUACAAAUCACAAAAAAGCUGGUCGCGCCAAAGCUGAGCCUGCCCGACAGACAACCACCAAGAGGAGGAAACGGAAGAACUCAGCCAGCAGCGCCAACAGCAGCGUGGGAACCACCACCGGCAAGAAACGCAGCCCCGCCACCACCUUCAGCCUCUCCAGUCAGGUACCUGACGUGAUGGUGGUGGGCGAGCCCACCCUGAUGGGCGGCGAGUUCGGCGACGAGGAUGAGCGUCUGAUCACUCGUCUGGAGAACACGCAGUACGACGCCACCAACGGCCUGGACGAUGAGGACGACUUCAACAGCUCCCCGGCUCUGGGUAACAACACCCCGUGGGGCACCAAACCCCCCACGGCCCAGGACAGCAAGCCAGAGAGCACAGCGCCCCAAGCCUCGCAGUAAAACAAAAAGCAGCAAACCAACCCAUCCUCGACUCCACGUGGACUGGACUUUUUAUCCCCCCAUCCCCAUCCCCUGAGGUGCUUCUACGCCUCGUACCGUCAUCCUGAAUCAGACUCCAGCGAUCACAUGCCACAAAAAAAACAAAAGGUCCAACCUGGAUAUUGUCUUCUUUAAAUCACUGAAACAUCUACGAGAAGUGGCAGCGCCGCGCAGCAAUAUCCACAUGGCAAAGACAAGAAGCGCUGCGCGUAUGCAGCAGCACUAAUGUAAAAAUAGUCAGCGGUUUGUCAAGAAUGCGGGGGGCUGGUGGCUGCAGAUCUUCUUCUCGUCCUUGGAUGCACAGGCCUCUGGUCUGGAGGAAUACCACAGCUGUGAUUGUUUGACCUGCAGGUCGCAAGUCUUCGCUCUGACAGUAGAGAGUGCGGCAAAACGAGGAAGGCAACAAACAAAAACGUGAAGAACAAAUGCGAGGCUGCUUUUUCUUUUUUUUUCUUUUUUUUUUAACAGCCGACUGAAAUUGUCAAACCACAUUUGAGACAAAUGGAACGUUGUUUUGGGGCAAUUGCAUUUUUAUUGGAAAUUCCGUUGGCUGUUGGUUUGUUUCUGCUGUUGCUGUUGAUUUCCAUUUCCAAUUAAGAGGGAAUAAAAGUUCCCUACCAUUGCAGACUCCUUCCAAUUGAGGGGAAAUCGUGUUUCUCUACAUUACACAGAUUGUGAUUUCAUGCAAACCCAGUUUGUGUUGGUAACCUAUCUGUAUUUUUGCUUCUCUCAGACUCCUUUGCAACUACACUGUAAUUUUUUGCCGAUCAUUAUGUGAACUUUGCAGAGACAUACGCUGACACAUUAAUGUUGAUUUUUUUUUUAUUUUAUUUGUUGUUUUUGUUUAUUUUUCCCCACUCCUCGAAAUUGGAUUUCCCUUUAACGACCUAAUCCCAAACUGAUACGGAAGCCUUUUCCUGCAUGAUUUUAUAGGAUUUUAUUUGGUUUGAUAUUUGUACUUUUUUUUUUCAAAAACCAAAAUUACAAAAAAAAAAAAAAAAAAAAAUCCAUAUUGGUCUUUUGGGUUCAUCAGUUUGGGAACACUGUUACAACAUUUGUAGCUCUGUAAAUAUAGGUGGAAUCUGUUUUUGUCCACUGUAAAUCAGCCACUGAAACCAGUUUGGAUACGGCAGCUGUUUUUGUUUUAGUGCCGGAGGUUCAGAUUUCUGUUGGGUGGUUUGGAUGGUUUUCCUCGGUCAAAGCCAAAUUUCUCUGUUGUUCCCCAUCCUUAAUAGCUAGUACAGAACCAAAGCCACAAAGUUGCAAACAGCCAUGCAGUUCAUGUAAAUUCUACAUUUAGGAUGGAUAAAAAACAAACAAACAAACAAAAAUGGCACAGAUAAAAUCCCAUCCACCCUACAGAAAACACUCAUCAUCCCUCUAUUUGUGUUCCGUGACCUUUAAACUAUACCUGAUCUCUUUCUGUUGGGCUUUUUUAUUUCAAAAUGUGCAAGAAGAUGACGGACAGUCUUUAUACAAUAGGGUAUUUAUUUGUGCAUUUGGAAGGGAGCUAACACAUUUCUAAAUAUGUUUGAUCUUAGUAUUAUUAGAGACCAUUUGUACAUUAUAUAGCAGAGGUGUUCAGUGUCAUAUCUGAUGUCUGGUAUGUAUGCUUUACCAUUUAUGUGUGCCAAUAAACCGUGCUUACAAACAUG